Rhopalosiphum maidis (corn leaf aphid) is the source of this 2433-nucleotide messenger RNA. RefSeq names its product integrator complex subunit 10 (gene IntS10). The transcript has 14 exons. Gene Ontology annotation, cellular component: integrator complex. Bases 265 to 2196 code for a protein of 643 amino acids. The record is from RefSeq and is a predicted model, not a curated record. NCBI's taxonomy places the organism in Eukaryota, Metazoa, Arthropoda, Insecta, Hemiptera, Aphididae. Gene Ontology annotation, biological process: snRNA processing.
UUAGUUUGGUACAUACAGCAUACAGCCCGGCCCACUCAGCCUAGACUUUCCCUGGUUUUUACUUUUUAAAAACUGUUAAUUUAAUUAAUAUGUUAAAUAGUAUUUUAGUUAAAUUGUUAAAUGUUAAUAAUUAUAAUUAAAACUAAAAAGCUUCUUUACUAAAUAUUGAUUUAUACUAUUAUAUAUUUUGUUACAUUGUUAUUUACUAUUCAUGUUUAAAAAUACAGUUUGAAUAAGAAGUACCUACUUAUAGUAAAAUUAAAAAUGGAGCCUAUGGAAGUGUCAGUCACUGAUGAAGAGUACAUGAUGCAGAAAGCUAAAAGUUUCCUUGAGACUGAUUGCUAUAGAUGUAGAUCAUGGUUACUUACAGCUAAAUCAAUGUUUCCUAGUAAUUUUGGAAUACAUUUUGAAUGUUAUGAAAUAGAAAAAAAUUUACGUUGUGUUCAAAGAGCAGCUAGAUGUUUCAGUUGUCUGCUUGAAGAUUUUCCAAAUGAACCAAUUCUUUGGAAAGAAAUUGAAAACUUUACACCAAUAUUAUGCAUGGACACAUCUUCUUUAUCAGAAGAACAAACAUUUUUUAGAAAAAUGUUUUCUGCACUCCCUUUAUCUAUUCAACAGAAAUUAUUGUCAGUAUGUGCUGAAAGAAGUGAAGACACUAUGGAACAUUGCCGUCUAGUACUUUUACUUCUAAAUCGUUUCCCUCAAUCAUCAACUGAAUUAGCAUUAAAACUCAUGGAUACAAUGAUUACAGCAGAAAAACACAAUCAAUGCCCAAAUGUUAUAAACUGUUACAGAAAAAUUUUAGUAUGUGAUCUUGGUCCUUUAUUAGUAUCAACAAGUACAUUAAAUCAGAAAAAUCUUUAUAAAAUGUUGACAAAAACUACUGAAUUUUAUAUUACAUAUGCGAUGGGAGGACAUUCUAUUAUUCAGAACUUGCCCGAUACAGAAAAUUAUAUUAAAACACCUUGGGAAGAUUUAUUUGCUUCAUGUGAACGUAUUGGUAAAAAACUUUCUUGGGAAUUAAGAUCUGUUCUAAGUCAAAGUGAUAAACGAAAAGCAUGGAAAAAGGUAUCAAGUUUUGCAAAAAAGUUUGUAAUUGCUUCAAAUAACAGUGAACUUAGCAAACAAUUAGUGUUUUGUGGAAUGAUAUUAUUUGUAAGACAUGUUUUUGAUUACAAUAAAUCUUUAAAAAUUGAAAAUGGUUCAGAAUAUUUGUUAGUUAAAGCAAUAAAAGGUCCAAAAGUACAAAUUAAUAAACCUCCUUUGAAACAAGCAGUACUUUCCAUAGCCACUAAAUUAAAUGAAUCAUUGAUUGGUAUUACUGAUGAGUCAUCUGAAGUUCUUGAUAAUUUUAAAAUGGCUUUCAACUAUUGGGAAUUACUUACUAAUAAAGAACCAAUGUGCACUGAUUAUUGGAAAUUAAGUGCUCAAAUUAAAGUUGAUACAUUCAUAGGACAAUUCCUUAAUGAUAUUGAAUUUUAUCAAGGGAAGUACAAGAAUCUUUUUAAAGCUGUUCCAGUUAAUGAAAGUAUUAGAAAAUCAUUAUCAUUAGUGACUUUAUACUAUUGUGUACAAGAAUUUAAGAAAUGUACCGAGCACAUAUUCAAGGUAGUAGAGCAAAUAGAAAAUCUCAGUUUGUAUGGAAGUGUGUCUACAGAAAUAGCUAAUCCACCCGAAGAUAGAGAAAUGUAUUUUAUCCAAAUAGCAAAAUUGCCUGUUUUACAGUAUUGUGUUAAGAUAAUGACUCAGAUACUCUACAAUCAGCUUUCCAAUUAUCCAUCAACUAGUGAUAUUCUAAUUGGUCAUCUUUUAGUAUUGUCACAAAUGGUUUGGCCUGAAGGCAAAAUAAUUGCUGAAGAUAUGUAUAACCAUAUAGGAAAACUUCCUUUGUUUACGUAUCCUCAAUUUUCAGCUUACAUUACUAACAUAGAUAUUAUUGAGCACUUUAUGGCUAUGUUUAUGGAAAAUGAUAAAUGUGUCUUAAAUGUUUUUCCAUGUGUAGCUUCUUCAUUAAGUCCAAGAAUAUCAACCAGAGGAGCUGGAAAAGGAGUAAAAGAAGAAUUUCGAUUAGCAUUGAAAAAACAAGUAACACGAUGGUCGGAACCCAUUGAUGAAACUAUGUUAUUAUUCUUUAAGAAUGAAAGAGAAAGUUUAAUGAAAACAGCUACUCUUAUGGAAAAAUCGUUAACUUUUUAAGUGUUCUUGAACCAUCAGGAGCAGUAAUAUAGCUUGAUCCAUAAAAAUGGCCAAAACUUUUAUGCGCCGGCUUACCAUCACCACUAGUAAACUCUGAUGGGAAGGUUUCUGUACCCACUCUGUUGAUGGCACAAGAAAAAUAACUAUUGGCAACUGCAGCUGUUCUGGCUUCAAUUCCCCAAAGUGUUUCACUGCAUGUAACAUUAAAUUAAUUAUAAUAAAUUUGAAUUUUUUAAU